AUGCAGUUUGUGUUAGAUUUUGAUUGGGAAUCCACAGAGCUAGGUGCCGUCGACAGCUGGUCUCCUGAGCUCCGGCGUAUGGCGAACAUACUUAUGACCGAUCCAAGGCCAGCUGCCAUGUACUGGGGAAAGAAGAGAACAAUGCUCUAUAACGAACCGUAUGUCGUUGUCACAGGUCAACGACAUCCAGGGAUGAUGGGCAAGACAUUUUCUGAAGCCUGGGCAGAAGUGGCAGGAGACUUCAUUUCUGCUUUCGAUACUGCGUACGAGACUGGCAAGGCCUAUGUGGUCGACGAUGCCAGAUUUUACAUUCAAAGACAUGGUUAUCUCGAGGAAACAUAUUAUUCUCUAUCUAUCAUUCCCUUUAGCCUCGAGCGUGGUGUAGUUGGCUUCUAUAAUCCCGUAUUUGACACUACUCGACAAGUGAUUGCAGAUCGCAGAAUGGCUUUCCUAUUGCGCUUAGGUCAGUUUAUAGCAUCAUCUAGAGAGCCGAAAGAUUUCUGGCAGCAAUUACUGCUUGGGUUGCAGGCGGACCAUCUUGAUUUGCCGUUUGGUAUCCUAUAUUCUGCUGGUGGCGAUAUCAACGAAACUCUCUCUGAAUCGUCAGAACAGAGUCAGAAUCUGAAAAAUUGGGCCCUUGAAGGUCUUGUUCGUGUACCAGAAACAUGUCCGAGCAUUCCCACUCGAAUCACCACAGAAAGAGAAAUGGAAGAUUUUCUUCCAGACUUUUACGACCUCAUCAGGUCAGAAUCAGCAACUUUGCUUACGACUGAAGAAGGCACAUUACCCCCUUGGAUGACAAAGGAAAUUCGCGUCAAUAAUGGCGAGCAUGCUUGCGAGUCUGCCAUUUUUCUUCCUAUCCGAUCGACAGCGGACAAUAUUCUUGGGUUCCUGAUGUUAGGUGUAAACCCUAGGAAACGGUUUGAUGAUGACUAUAAAGUUUUCAUUGAGUUGUUGAGUCGACAACUAGCAACGUCAAUGGCGUCUGCUGUCUUGUUCGAGGAAGAGAUCCGCCGCGGGCGGGUGGCCGCCGAACAGGCUGCCCAAGACAGAACUCUAUUGUCGAAAAGGCUCGCAAUACAGACUCACGAGGCAUUGGAAACCGAGACCAGAUUUCGAAGAAUGGCUGAUCUUGCACCUGUUGGCAUGUUCCACAUAGAUCCCACCGGAAUCUUGGUCUAUGCAAACAACGACUACUACACUAUGACCGGCCAUCCACGUGACGUACACUACCCGAUGUCCUGGUAUAACGUCAUAGCUGAGAUCGAUCACCCAGUGAUGGACAAAGAAUGGGCUAAGCUUCUUGCUGGAGAACCCGUAAACUUCGAGCUCAGACUGAGACCACAAUUCGUAGCAGAUGAUCUCGUUGCUGGUGAAAAGGUUGAAGGUUCUACUUGGAUCAUCGCUGCAGCUUAUCCUGAGCAAGCCGAAGACGGUACGGUCACUGGUAUUCUAGGGUGUCUUACGGACAUCAGUCGACAAAAAUGGAUGGAAGGUUUCCGGACACGAAAAAUGCUCGAGGCUGUUGAGCUGAAACGCCAGCAGGAGAAUUUUAUUGACAUGACUUCCCAUGAAAUGAGAAAUCCUUUAUCUGCAAUUAUACAGUGUGCGGAUUACAUCGCGACGUCACUCUCGGAAUUUGAAGGAGACUCCAAGAAUGUCACCCUUCCUCGAGAAGUUGCUGAUGGAUAUGCCGAUGCGGCACAAACUGUGGUCUUGUGCGCUCAACACCAGAAACGAAUUAUCGACGAUAUCUUGACACUCUCAAAGCUAGAUUCGGACCUUCUGCUCAUUACUCCGAUUGAAGUACAGCCGAUCUCAGUAGUACAGAGUGCUCUCAAGAUGUUCGACAGCGAAGUCCAGAAGAGUGACAUGGAGCUUCGAUUUCGUGUCGAUCCUUCCUACAACACCCUGGCAGUUGACUGGGUGAAACUUGACCCUAGCAGAUUGCUCCAGGUACUGAUCAAUUUGACCACAAAUGCCAUCAAAUUCACACAAUCCGGGCCCAACAGAAAAAUUACCGUCAACAUGGCCGCUUCAACAGAACACCCACUCGAUAAGCAUGGCAUACAAUACUUGCCAAGAAGCGCCAAUCGAAAGGACUUGUCGUUGGGUAGUGCUUGGGGAUCGGGCGAGAUGGUUUACCUCUAUAUUGAGGUUCAAGAUAGUGGACGAGGACUAGAUGACCAAGAGAGGCAAGCGCUCUUCAAGCGGUUCUCACAAGCGUCUCCAAGAACCCACGUACAAUACGGAGGAUCAGGUCUAGGUUUGUUUAUCUCUCGCGAGCUGACCGAACUUCAAGGAGGACAAAUCGGAGUUUCUUCCCAAGCAGGAGUAGGUAGCACAUUCGCCUUUUUCAUCCGAGCCCGGCGCUGCAAUCCACCAGAAACCCCGCAACCAAUAAUAGCAGCACAUUCCAUCGACAUGAAGGCCCAAUCGAAAAUCAUCAGCCCUGCAGCUCUGGCUCGAAUACAAAGUGGAGGAGGUCCUGCGCCUUUGUCUGAAAGGAAAGCCCCUCAAAUGCCAGUAGCUCCAAAACACGUCUUGAUCGUCGAAGAUAACAUUGUCAACCAAAAAGUCCUCUCCAAACAACUUCGUUCAGCAGGCUGCAUCGUACACGUUGCGAAUCACGGUCUAGAAGCGCUAUCCUUCCUCUCCAUAACACGCUACUGGACCGGACUCGAGUCAUCGGGAACUGAACUCUCCAUCGUGCUCAUGGAUCUCGAGAUGCCCGUCAUGGAUGGCCUUACCUGCGUCAAGGAGAUCCGCAAAUUACAGCAGGAAGGAAAGAUUGUGGGCCAUAUUCCUGUGAUAGCUGUCACGGCAAAUGCGAGGAGUGAGCAGAUCUCCAUGGCGAAGGAGGCGGGCAUGGACAGUGUUGUUACGAAACCAUUUAGGAUUCCGGAACUUUUGCCGGAGAUGGAGAGGCAGGUUAGGAGGGCUGGGGAGAGGGCUGAAGAUAGACCAGGGGAUUUAUUGAGGAGUGCUAGUGCGCCGCCAUUUUGA
Molecule: messenger RNA, 3006 nt
Organism: Mollisia scopiformis
Lineage: Eukaryota; Fungi; Ascomycota; Leotiomycetes; Helotiales; Mollisiaceae
Product: putative histidine kinase M3YPp
Exons: 6
Coding region: 1-3006 (1001 amino acids)
Biological process (GO): regulation of DNA-templated transcription; phosphorylation; phosphorelay signal transduction system
Molecular function (GO): phosphorelay sensor kinase activity
Source: RefSeq, a predicted model, not a curated record